Messenger RNA from Phaedon cochleariae (mustard beetle), 1668 nucleotides. NCBI's taxonomy places the organism in Eukaryota, Metazoa, Arthropoda, Insecta, Coleoptera, Chrysomelidae. The record is from the annotation of a GenBank genome assembly.
CAGCUGUCAUGUCAUGUGUUAUUUUGAAUUGCUGUCAUGUCAUUUUUUGAAAACAGAAACAAAAUGUUUUAAUAAUUUUUCAUCAUUUUAAAAACGAGUUAUCCUGUGAUGGCAUUGAAUCACAAAAAAAAAUUGGCCCUUACAGAGGAGUUGGAAAGAGAAAAAUACAGGGACACUAUUGAAUCUGUGAGGGCUCAUAUAGAAAACAAAAAUAAAUAUUGCAAUUUGAACAGAUACCUGAAUAUCCAAAGACGAGAGCAUGAAGAGGAAACGAGAGCUCAGCAAGAAAUAGAAAAUGCAGCAUUCAAAGAGAAACACAUGAUGAGAGAAAAUGAUUUGGCUAGGGGAUUAGAUAUGGUGAAAAGGGAGGAAAUCAAACAAAUGAGACUAAGGCAGCAGUUACGUGAGAACUCACAUGAACUGAGAGAUUUGGAGAGAAAACUUAAGGCAGCCUAUGUUAAUAAAGAACUUGCAGCUCAAAUUGCACAAAAAGAAGCAGAAAGACUGAAUGAAAAGAUCCAAGAGAAACAAAGUUAUGAAAUCUUGAAAACUGCCUGGGUUGAGGAAUCUGAAUACAAAAAGAAAAUCUUCCAAGAAGACAUGAUGAAGAAACGCCACUACAAGCAAGAACUGCAAGACCAAAUAAUCCUGAGAGAAAAAUCCAAGCGCCACCUGUAUGAAGAAUAUUUGAGAGAGAAAAAACUCAUUGAUGAUAUCAUUCAAAGAAUCCAUGAUGAGGAUGAGAGAGAAAUAGCUGAGAAAAUGUGUAAGAUGAAAAGGACCAGGGAGGAAAUGGAUGGAUUCAAAGCAGCACAAGAGUUAUGGAAAAGGAAGAAGAAGAAUGAAAUUGAAGAGGAAAACAGAAAAAUACAAGAGUAUUUGAUGAGCAAAGCUGCUAGCAUCAAGGCCAGAGAAGAGGAAAGGGAACAACUAGAAGCAAGAAAAGCUGAAAUAUCUGAAAACAUUGCUAAGCAAAUUUAUGAAGAAAAGGCCAAACAGCAAGAAAGAGAAGAUAUAAUCCAAGAGUUAUUGGAAGAAGAACAGAAAGAGAUGUCGGAGAAACGGCACAGAGACGAAUUAGAAAAACAGAUCAGAAAGAGAAUAGAGACCAGAAGAUCCCUUGCCAAACAGAUGGAAGACAAGCAACAGAAACUAGAGCAAGAUAGCAAAGAAGAAGCCAAAUUCAGAGAGGCGAUGUUAGUGAAACUAGCUGAAGAUGACAAGCUAGAGCAACUUUCAGCUCAGAAGAAGAGAAUGAGAAUGUUGCAGUUGAGAAGAGAUGUGGAACAAAUGAUAUUAGAAAGAAGACAGAAACAUGCAGAAGAGCUGCAGCUUCUAAUGAAGAUGGAAGAACAAGAAAAGAUGGAAAUAGAACAGAGGAAACGAAUUAUUGAAGAAGAAAGACUACGAAUGCUGAAUGACCAUGUCAAGAACUUGAUUGGUUAUCUACCCAAAGGCAUUUUGAAGCCUGAAGAUCUACCUCAUUUAGGAAGUGAUAUAGUCGAAAAAGUGACACCUGGUUUGCAACUCAUGUACUAGAAAGCUGAUGAAAUCAACUGUCAACCAUCCAUUUAUAGCUAAAAUGUGAUACAAUUUCCCACAUGCUGCACUGUUUUGUGAUACUAAUAAUUUUUUGUACUUUUGUAAGGAAUUUAAAAAAUAAAUAAA